Messenger RNA from Paraglomus brasilianum, 1467 nucleotides. The record is from the annotation of a GenBank genome assembly. Lineage: Eukaryota; Fungi; Glomeromycota; Glomeromycetes; Paraglomerales; Paraglomeraceae.
AUGUCUGAACACGACUCGAUUGCAUACACACACUCUGGAUCACCGAACAACGGCCAUGCUGAUUACCUGUUCUUCGAGAGGUCCACCGUCGGAUACUCAAAGCAGACGCUAGAUAAAAGUACCGCUGCCAAGUUGAAGCUACAGCACUACUACAAAGUAAUAGUCGAGCAAGCCCAAGAGAGAAAGAAGAGACUCGAUGAACUAGAACACCGGCUGGAGAAUGAAAAUUGUUCUGAAGAGAGAAAGAAUAGACAGCGCAGUCAAUACGGUAGGAAAGAGGCGCAAUUUUUACGACUGAGAAGAACGCGACUUGGCUUGGAAGAUUUUGUCACUCUCAAAGUCAUUGGCAAGGGAGCUUUUGGUGAGGUUCGAUUGGCGCAAAAAACAGAUACCGGUAAAAUAUAUGCAAUGAAAACACUACGGAAAGCCGAAAUGUUCAAAAAAGAUCAGCUUGCCCACGUUCGUGCCGAGCGCGAUGUGUUGGCCGAGUCUGAUUCUCCUUGGGUAGUACAACUUUUCUACUCCUUUCAAGACGCCCAAUAUCUAUACCUUAUCAUGGAAUUCUUGCCCGGUGGCGAUUUAAUGACAAUGUUGAUUAAAUAUGAUACCUUCUCGGAGGACGUAACAAGAUUUUAUAUUGCGGAAUGUGUUUUGGCUAUCGACGCUAUUCAUAGGCUGCAUUUUAUCCAUCGCGACAUCAAACCGGACAAUAUUUUAAUUGACAAAAGGGGACACAUUAAAUUAUCGGAUUUUGGUUUAUCUACUGGCUUUCAUAAAACACAUGAUUCUGCAUACUACCAAUGUUUGCUGGAUGGAUCUUAUAGUGGGCCAAAUGGACAUAGACAGUUAGGAAGUGAACAUAAUAUUAAUCUGACUUUGUCGAGCAAAGAUCGUAUCGCUACAUGGAAGAAGAACAGGAGGAAUUUGGCUUUUUCAACAGUGGGAACACCAGACUAUAUUGCACCAGAGAUCUUCCGACAACAGGGAUACGGAAAAGAAUGUGAUUGGUGGUCUUUGGGAGCUAUAAUGUUUGAGUGUCUUGUUGGAUACCCACCAUUUUGCAGUGAGAAUGCUCAUGAAACUUAUAGAAAGAUUGUCAACUGGAGAGAACAACUGUACUUCCCAGAUGACGUUCAUUUGAGUAAUGAAGCCGAGGAUUUGAUAAGAAGACUGAUCACCUCCCCAGAACAGCGACUAGGGCGUCAUGGAGCAGAUGAAAUCAAAUCACAUCCGUUCUUUGCAGGAGUCAACUGGGACACAAUUCGUCAGAUAGAGGCUCCGUUUGUACCACAGUUGACAUCGAUUACUGAUACCAGUUAUUUCCCGACAGAAGAUUUGGACAAGGUUCCCGAACAGCCUCCUGUGAGCGUUCCAUCAGAUACAGCAGAAGUCAACCAGAAAGAUCUUGCGUUUGUUGGUUAUACAUUUAAGAGAUUCGAUGAUUUAACUCGAAAAAAUGCGCUUUAA